Messenger RNA from Manihot esculenta (cassava), 2302 nucleotides. Its product is annotated as proline-rich receptor-like protein kinase PERK14. Gene Ontology annotation, molecular function: ATP binding; protein kinase activity. Bases 16 to 2007 code for a protein of 663 amino acids. Gene Ontology annotation, biological process: protein phosphorylation. The transcript is spliced from 14 exons. NCBI's taxonomy places the organism in Eukaryota, Viridiplantae, Streptophyta, Magnoliopsida, Malpighiales, Euphorbiaceae. The record is from RefSeq and is a predicted model, not a curated record.
UAUUUAUAAAAACAAAUGGUAGAUCCGUCACCACAUAACGGCCUUGCAUUUAAUUAUGGGCCGAAGAAAUUUGAGUAUAAAGUUCUAGCAGAUGCAACUGAUGGAUUCUCCAACCAAUUCAACCGUGGCCGUGGGGGUUUUGGUGUUGUCUAUGAAGCAAGCCUUACGUUCCAAAGACAUACAAAGGACCACAAAACUCACACUGUUGCUAUUAAGAAACUUACAUACGAGCAAGAUGAUAACCCAGGGAAAGAAGAAUUCGAGAAGGAGAUUAAGGCCGUUGGAGCUGCGCGUCACAGAAAUCUUGUUGAAUUGAUUGGAUACUGCAGUACAAAACACGAUAAAUUGCUCGUUUUAGAGUUUGUUUCCAACAAAUCCUUGAGGUAUCAUCUACAUGGAAACAAAACAUUAACGUUGGACUGGUCGAAACGAAUGAAAAUUGCCAGAAGCGCGGCAAAAGCAUUGGCAUAUCUGCAUGACGACGCACCAGAAAAAAUUAUUCAUCGAGAUAUCAAAGGAGAUAAUAUCCUUCUUACGGAUAAAUUUGAAUCAAAGAUUGCAGAUUUUGGACUUGUCAAAUUUUUUCCCCAAACUGAUAGUGUUACUCACAUAACCACCGCAGUCAAUAAGGGGACUUACAUUUAUGCAGAUCUAGAUUCUAAACAAGUUUCUGAAAAGUCGGAUGUUUACUCUUUUGGUGUCGUGCUUCUUGAGUUGAUAACGGGGAGAGACCCUUUUAUGGAUGAUGGUAUCGUGAAGUGGGCAACGUCCUUGCCUCAAAUGAUCGAAGGAGAUGAUUUGAUCAAAGUCAAAGAUGAUUUUGUUGAUUCCAAAUUAAGAGGGGUUUAUGAUGAAAGUGAAGUAAAACAAAUGGUUUAUUGUGCUGCUGCUAGUGUGUAUAAACCUCCAAUAUCUCGACCAACAAUGAAACAAAUUGUUCAAGUUCUUACUGGGAAAUUGUCUCCUGAGAAUUUAUGGUCUGCAGAAAGCCCUCCUCGACAAGUUAAUCCAGAUAAGAAGUCUCGGAAGCCAAAUCCAAAUGAACAGAACCCUUCUACACUGCUGCAGCAAUUUAAAUAUGAAGACCUAGCAAGUGCCACUAAGGCUUUCUCUGGCGAAUACCGCCGUCGGAAAGAUUCUUGUUUUGAAGUCUACGAGGCAGUCAUUUCAUCAGGUUCGAAUUAUGAACAAAAUGUGACGAUUAAGAAACUUAUACACUUUUCGGCGCAGCAAAAAGAUGAAUUCGAGGGGGAAAUCAAAACCAUUGUUAAUGUUCGUCACCGUAAUAUUGUUAAGCUCAUUGGAUACUGCAGUGACGAGCAUAACAAUAGAUUGCUUGUUUUUGAGUCUACUUCCGGUAAAUCCUUGAAGUCUUGUUUACACGCAGAAGAAGGGAAAAAUUCAGCUGAUUUACUCUGGCCAACACGAAUGAAAAUAGCCCAAGGCAUAGCCAAUGCAUUGAAAUACAUGCACGAAGAUUGUAAACCCAGGAUUUUACACUUAUUUGUCAAAUUAGAUAAUAUUUUUCUCAAUGAAAAAUUUGAACCAAAGCUUGCAGAGUUUGGAAGUGCCGAGUUUUUUCCAGAGUCUGCUACUCAUGUCAGCAUUGACAAAAUGAUGAAAGAUUCUGGGUACCUGGCUCCUGAGUAUGACUCUUCCAAUAAGAAGCAUCUUACUGAUAAGUUUGAUGUUUAUUCAUUUGGCGUAAUUCUUCUGGAAUUAAUUACUGGGAAACAAUCCGUUGUUGAAUUCGAUCGUCACGAAACUACCUUAGUUAAGUGGAUGUUGGCAAUGCCCCAGUUUAAAAGAAGUCCAUUCAAAGGCGAAGGCAAAGAAAAUUUUGUUGAUGAGAAAUUGAAAGAGUAUGACAUUAAGCAAAUGGAUCGAAUGAUUGCAUGUGCUUUAGCAUGUAUACAUGAUAAUCCUCAGAAACGACCACAAAUGUGCAAGAUACUUGAUGUUCUGGAAGGAAUUGCUGAUUUGGAGACUUUGAAUCUUCUUCCUUAAGAGACAACAGCUGGACCGAGCACCACGUAUAAUUAAUGCUGAUUCUAAAUCCAAAGCUCAGAUGACAUUUGAGGGGAAUCAAACAUUUUGCCUUUGUUUUUGUUCAUUUGUUUGCUUAUAAUAAAGCCUGCUUAUUAAAAACAGGUUCAGAAAAAGUAGCUUUUAGAGCUUUGCUGCUCUCCAGUGUAUUGAUGUGAUUGAUUGGUGUCUUUUCCCAUGAAUUUGCUCAUAUUUGUGCUUCUGCUGGUAUGAUGCCCAGCAUAAACUUCUACAUAAUAAGAUUCCAUAAUGCUUU